Molecule: messenger RNA, 921 nt
Organism: Drechmeria coniospora
Lineage: Eukaryota; Fungi; Ascomycota; Sordariomycetes; Hypocreales; Ophiocordycipitaceae
Product: C-4 sterol methyl oxidase
Exons: 3
Coding region: 1-921 (306 amino acids)
Biological process (GO): ergosterol biosynthetic process
Molecular function (GO): C-4 methylsterol oxidase activity; iron ion binding
Source: RefSeq, a predicted model, not a curated record
AUGGAGGUGGUCAACGCGACGGUAAAUGCCUUCGGCAACCAGACGCAAGACUACUUCACCGUGCUGGAGGAAGUGACGAAGUACAAUGUUCACCUCAACUACCUUGAGCGCCUCUGGGCUGCUUGGUAUCUCUUCAUGAAUAACGACACGCUUGCGACUGGCAUCAUGAGCUUCGUCCUACACGAGAUCGUCUACUUUGGCCGCUGCCUGCCGUUCAUGAUCAUGGACAAGAUCCCAUUCUUCCACAGGUACAAAAUCCAGAACCAGAAGAUGCCGACGCUCAAGGAGCAGUGGGAUUGCGCCGCCAUCGUCCUCAUCAGCCACUUCACGGCCGAGCUGCCCCAGAUCUGGUUCUUCCACCCCAUCGCCACCUACUUCGGCAUGGACUACGGCGUGCCGUUCCCCUCGCUCCUGAAGAUGGCCAUCCAGAUCUCCAUCAUCUUCAUCAUGGAGGACACCUGGCACUACUGGUUCCACCGAUGCCUGCACUACGGGCCCCUCUACAAGGCCAUCCACAAGAUGCACCACACGUACUCGGCGCCCUUUGGUCUCGCUGCCGAGUACGCGUCGCCGAUCGAGACGAUGCUGCUCGGCCUCGGCGUCGUCGGCUCCCCGAUUCUCCUGCUCACCAUCACCGGCGACCUCCACCUCAUCACCAUGUACACGUGGAUCAUCCUGCGCCUCUUCCAGGCCAUCGACGCCCACAGCGGCUACGACUUCCCCUGGAGCCUGCGCCACUUUCUGCCCGUCUGGGCAGGUGCCGACCACCACGACAUGCACCACGAGAAGUUCAUCGGCAACUACGCCUCCAGCUUCCGCUGGUGGGACUACUUCCUGGACACCGAGGCCGGCGCCGAGGCGCACAAGCGCCGGCGCGAGAAGAAGCUCAAGGUGAUCAGGGACUCCAAGAAGCAGCAAUGA